Molecule: messenger RNA, 1194 nt
Organism: Tricharina praecox
Lineage: Eukaryota; Fungi; Ascomycota; Pezizomycetes; Pezizales; Pyronemataceae
Exons: 10
Coding region: 454-1194 (246 amino acids)
Source: RefSeq, a predicted model, not a curated record
UCCCUUCCUCCUCCCGAAACGAUGGGUCUCUUGAUGGCCACAUAUUACGGCCGCGCCGGGGGCAAGCAGGCAGGCAAGCAAGCAGGCAUGAAGAACGAGCGAGUCGCGAGGGGGGUGCCGUUGCAUUCGCAAGCGAUUUUCCGGAGGCGCGGAUUACCCACACCCUCUGAUACAUACAUAUCCCUAUAUUGAUAGUCGGACAGGGUCCUUCGUUCAUUCCUUCCUUCGUUCGCUGGUUCGUUCGCUGGUUCGCUGCUUGGUUCCAGGAGAAAUAAACAAGAAGAAGCUUGGCCGUGGUGGUGGUGGUUGUCCGCGUCUCCAUUCCAGUGUCCACCCACCGAUCAUCAAUAUCCAUCUAUAUAUCAGGCACGUUGACGUCGAGGCUUCGACAUCGACUGCAGCCAGCCAGCCCUGUGAGUGCUUCAACAACAUAUCUGUAACUGCAUACUCGCCAUGACUUCAUCCGUGCUCUACAUGGGCGGAGAGUAUACACCGAACACCACCGCGCCCUGCCUUACCCUGUCCUGGACCGACUGUGGAGUGCGGAGUGCGGAGAUUCCGGGGGUGUCUGGGGUAAGUAGAGUAGACCUUCUCCACGCUUUUGGCGUGGAAGCCGCCCAAUCACAAGACGAGGCCACGACAGGUACGAGAGAGAGAGAGAGCCGCAGUGUCCUCCGCGUCAUAAAUUCCCAACGAAAGGAGGCAAGCAAAGUCGGGAUUCGCAGCCGUCGAUGUCUGUCUGUGUGCGUACUGUUGUGCCACCGUUGCGGGGGCGGGGGCGGGGCGGCGAAGUGCGGGGAUGUGUGCUGCAAGUUGCAAGUUGCAAUUCUUGUUCCGCUCAGGCUCGUUGCGGGUGCGCAUCCUCCAGACUCCAAAGUUGCCUACCUAAGAUCUACCGAUGCUGAUACUGAUGCUGAUGGCGGCUUUGUGGUUCGUAUCCUUCAUACCAUAGCACUGCUCAUCAAUCCCUUUCUCCAGCUCCGUCGGUUGCACGAUGUGGGGAAGAAGCAGAAGACGAGAACGGUGUGGCCGCCGACUGUAACUCGGCAACUUGUAAGGCGGCGAUAUGUAUCCAGCCCCAGAAUCCAGAAUCCAGAAUCCAGAAUCCAGAAUCCAGAAUCCAGAAUCCAGAAUCCAGAGAUCUAUUGGCACGCUUACGGCAACUGGCUCCAACCUCCACGGGGUAACUACUAG